This is a messenger RNA of Oryza sativa Japonica Group (Japanese rice), 1873 nucleotides long. The record is from RefSeq and is a predicted model, not a curated record. Lineage: Eukaryota; Viridiplantae; Streptophyta; Magnoliopsida; Poales; Poaceae.
UGAGUUCUUGGUUUUUUCCACUUUCUGUGCGGACAGAUUUAGGGCUUGCGCUUUGCGAGUGGGGGUAAAAUUCGAUGGUGUGCUGUUCCAGCUUUGUCCACAUACUGCUUGGAAAUUUCAGGAGGUUUUUUCAGUCAAGUCAAGCACAUCUUUUUUGCUAGACUAGGCCAUGAGAUGGAGGUUAACGUCGAACUGUACCCACCUCAGCUAAAAAUAAUAAUAAUUCUCAACAACAGUAUCCAAGUGGCUGUAUUGUUUAUUCUUGUUUAGUUAUGACGCAGAUGAAUACUACUCGCUAAAGAUUGUGACUUUCUUAGUUGUCACCUCGUCGUGUGGAGCCCUGUGGGUUCUUGCUCUUGACUUUUAUCAAACAAUGAUUGCUUGGCAAGUGUCUUGUUUGAUUCGUCUGCCCUUUGGCUUGCAUCGCCAGAGUUUGCUGGCUUGCGCUGGCAUUUAAUCAAAAGUAUAAUCAUUCCCCCAAGUAUAAUCAGGAUUAGCAUAAUCUUUAGCUUCAACUAUUUAUAUGAUAUAUUUGGCUUGUCUGUAGUCUGUAGUGGCCAAGAACAUCCUGAAGCAGAUUUAUCCUAUCAGGCUAUCAGCACUAAGUUGAUCGGCACGUAUAGAUAAGCCAUGGGUCAAGCACUCGGUUUGGUACAAGUAGAUCAAUCGACAGUAGCCAUCAAGGAGUCCUUUGGGAAGUUUGAUGAGGUUCUUGAGCCUGGAUGCCACUUUUUACCCUGGUGCAUAGGGAAGCAGAUCGCUGGAUAUCUUUCCUUGCGUGUGCAGCAGCUGGAUGUCCGUUGUGAAACAAAGACUAAGGACAAUGUUUUUGUCAAUGUUGUGGCAUCUGUGCAAUACCGUGCUCUUGCUGAGAAGGCAUCAGACGCCUUUUACAGGCUUAGCAACACCAGGGAGCAAAUCCAGUCGUAUGUUUUUGAUGUGAUCAGGGCUAGUGUUCCAAAGAUGAACUUGGAUGAUGCAUUUGAGCAGAAGAAUGAGAUCGCAAAAGCUGUGGAAGAUGAGCUUGAAAAGGCAAUGUCAAUGUAUGGUUAUGAGAUUGUGCAAACUCUUAUUGUUGAUAUUGAACCAGAUGAGCAUGUUAAGAGAGCAAUGAAUGAAAUCAACGCAGCUGCUAGGCUGAGGGUGGCAGCCAAUGAGAAAGCUGAAGCAGAGAAGAUUCUUCAGAUCAAGAGAGCUGAAGGAGAUGCAGAAUCCAAGUACUUGGCUGGUCUGGGUAUCGCAAGGCAGCGUCAGGCUAUAGUGGAUGGGCUGAGAGACAGUGUUCUUGCCUUCUCCGAGAACGUGCCUGGGACCUCUGCCAAGGAUGUCAUGGAUAUGGUUCUGGUUACGCAAUACUUCGACACCAUGAAGGAGAUAGGAGCCUCAUCCAAGUCCUCUUCAGUGUUCAUCCCUCACGGGCCAGGUGCCGUCAAAGAUAUCGCUGCGCAGAUAAGAGAUGGUCAGCUCCAGGCCAAAUUGAUCUAAGAGGAUGGCAGGGAAUGGAUGUUCUGGAUUUCUUGGGCAUUACGAAAGUCUGCAGUAAUACCUUAUCUACGUAUUCGAUAUUUUGUGAGAUAAAAACUUAGGCAAAAGAAGUUCUAUUGUAAGUAUCACAUGCACGCGUGCUUCAGUACCGUUUGUUCAUAGUAAUUCCUGAGGUUAUUUCCCUAGACGAGUGUCAAUAUACUUCUUGAAUUGCAUGUUUCUGUAAAUAAUUCCUAAGUGUUACCGGGCUGUUUGGAAUUAUUUGCAUGUUGAUGUUAGUGACCUUAAGUAAUGUCCCAUCUUAUUAUGUGAUGUCAUGAUGAUUUCCAGAAUGCUAGAGUUUAAUACUGCUUGUGGAGAAAUAUCAAAUACUCCCUCCGUUUUGAGA